CAAAAAAGUCUAUAUAAACACGCGUGAUGUGUCAAUAGACGUUAGACAUGAGUUUUAUUGUAUUCCUAACUGUUUGCGUGCUAGCUGUCAGUGCGCUGCCCCUUGAGGAGCAAACGACGCGCAUUCAUGGUGAGAAUGGCUGGUACGUACCACAGGUGGGCGUUGACUCCAAGUGGAUGAGCAUGGAGGAGGCUGAAGGUCUAUUGGAGGCAUAUGAAACCCUCAAUACUAUCGAGAUCACUCAGCGUUUGUCACUGAACGCUGUUGACUUCUACCUGUACACGCAACGUAAUCCGACGAAGGGACAGCUCAUCCAGGCCACCAAGGAAUCCAUUGAUGAAUCCAAUUUUGAUGCCGCCAAUCCGACUAGAUUUACCAUACACGGCUGGAACUCCAAUUACGAGGACGGUGUCAACAGGGGCGUGCGCGAUGCCUGGUUCCUGUCCGGCGACUACAAUAUGAUUGCUGUGGACUGGUCACGUGGUCGCUCGCUGGAGUAUGCCUCCUCCGUGGCAGCGGUGCCGGGAGCGGGCGCGAAAAUUGCUCGCCUAGUGGACUUUUUGGUCAUCGAGUAUGGCAUGUCCUUGGAAACGCUCGAAGUGGUGGGCUUCAGCCUGGGUGCUCAUGUGGCCGGUUUCACCGCCAAGCAGGUGUCCACUGGCAUCGUGCGAAAGGUGGUGGGUCUCGACCCCGCCUCACCCCUGUACAAAUACGAGAAGCCAGAGAAGCGUUUGUCCAGCGACGAUGCCUUUUACGUGGAGACCAUUCAGACAAGUGGUGCCACACUGGGCUUCAGCAAGCCCAUCGGACGCGCUGCAUUCUAUCCGAAUGGCGGUAAAUUCCAGCCAGGCUGUGGAAUCGAUUUAACCGGCACCUGCGCCCAUACACGCGCCGUGUCGUACUACGUCGAAUCACUGCGAUUGAAUAACUUCCCAACCAUCAAGUGCGAAUCCUAUGAACAGGCCCAAAAGAAGGAUUGCGGCAGCACCUACAGCACCGUGAAGAUGGGUAAUAGCGAAAAUGAAUUUUUUGCCGUGGGCGACUUCUAUGUGCCUGUUAACGGGCAAUCGCCAUAUGGAUUGGGAGACUUCAAUAUUGAUGACACAACCACACUGCAGCCCACGACAAUUGUUGAGGAGACAACAACAACUACGGCCAGCGAGGAGACAACGACAACUACUCCCAGGGAGGAGACAACGACAACUACUCCCAGGGAGGAGACAACGACAACUACUCCCAGGGAGGAGACAACGACAACUACUCCCAGGGAGGAGACAACGACAACUACUCCCAGGGAGGAGACAACAACAACUACGCCCAGCGAGGUGACAAACGACAGCUCCAGUGCCGCGACCCCUCCGGGAAUCGUAACGACACCGACACCUGCUCCCGAGGGAGACAAAGACAACGGACGUAAGACGAACAUUUAUAUCCUGAAUUUAAUAUUCGUCAAUGCGACAAUAAACAAGUAAGAGGACUGAUCGAGCCAGGAAUGGGCAGAGGCAAGGUCUUCUAAAUUCAUCAAUAAAGCGAGCAUGAAAUCGAA
Drosophila mojavensis is the source of this 1546-nucleotide messenger RNA. RefSeq names its product pancreatic lipase-related protein 2. The record is from RefSeq and is a predicted model, not a curated record. Gene Ontology annotation, molecular function: lipase activity. Gene Ontology annotation, biological process: lipid metabolic process. Lineage: Eukaryota; Metazoa; Arthropoda; Insecta; Diptera; Drosophilidae. The transcript is spliced from 3 exons. Bases 48 to 1472 code for a protein of 474 amino acids.